AUGCCUCAAAGUAAACCGCUAUCACCAGGAGAGAUUCUGGGAUGCACUGCUCCAAAGAUAAAGGACAAAGAUGCAUUUGUGUAAGAUAUGAUGUUAAUACCUGCUGUGUUGAACUAUGUAGUGAAAGUAGUCAAAGUAUGAUGACAUUUUCGUUUUGGUUUGCUAGUAGUUUAGCAAUGAAUUGUUUUUAUCGAUAGUUAUUGUACAUGUCCAGUUAGUGAAAUAUCAGAUUCAAGAAGGUCUCUUUUAAAAGUACAUUCCAUUUGACCGUGUGCCGUGUCAGUUAAAGAUCUGGUUGGUAACCUUUAAAACAGGGGUUAGUUUAAUAAAGCUUUUACAAAUGUAAUUUACAAGUGCAGCUAUUGUUUUCAGACUCUAAAAAAAUAGCUACACUUGUAAAUUACACUUGUAUAAAAUUGACCCCUGCAGGCAAAUGACCCCUGAAAGUGAAUGCACUUGUAUGCAGAUUGCAGACAUCGAUAAGAUAUCUAUAAAGAAUUUUACUUCAAAUGUUAAUUUUUACAUUUAAUUCCUGUAGUUAUCUUGGAGACGGGAGGUUUCAUUUAGAAGCUGUGAUGAUUGCUAACCCAUCCGUGCCAGCCUACAGGUUGGUAGUGGCAGUAUACAUAUCUUUACAGUGUAAGAUAAUACACAGUGGACACAAAUAGAGACAAAGUCCCACCAUGCAUCAGAUCCUUUACAGUAGCAAAUGUAACGUAGCCCAUCGGAUUAGUUGGCUAAAAUGACAAAAGUUUUCUCCUGGCUAGUUUUAGAACGAUUUUGGUAUGACCUUGAAAAAUGGUGUUCGUUAUUUGCUUUACCAGCCAAUUGAUGAUAAGAUCAAAACACGGACUCUUCAUUUUCCCGCCAAAAAACCCUAAUAUGGAGAUUGUCCAAUCGUGUUGCGGUAUGAAGUCAACGAGAAGUAUCCAUUGAUAUCUAGAAAAUUCUCGGGCAUUCAUUCUAGGGUCAUACGAAAAUCGCUCUAUCGCUCGCUGGCAGUUGAAAAUGAGGAUCCCCAGUGGGUUUUUCAGGAUACUGGAUUUGCCUUAUUUGAAGUCUGUUAUCCGGGAUUUUAAAGCAAAAUAGGGCGAGAUUCUGGAAUGAAAGUAUGCACGGGAUGUGGGAUGCGGAGAAUAACCAUCAGGAUUACGGGAUUGAGCAGAAAUUUGGGUUGGGAUGACGGGAUUAAGCGGAAAUUUGGCCGGUCGAGAUUACAGGAUUGAGCGGAAAUUUGGGUGAAGAUGACGGGACUGGAUAAGCCUAUUAGAGACCUUUGAUAAUGUGGGUGGAGACAUUUUGGUCAACAGACCUUUCGGGCAUUGCGUUGAAGGGGUGUAUGGACAAUGUUACACAAUAUACAAGGCGAAGCCCCGUUUCGACUUACUGCUUUUUUCCGGUUCACCUGCGUGAAAGGUCUAUUACACAACAUACAAAUUCCAAACAGCAAUCACUCUGUCAUGAAAGAUAUUGUUCAUCAUAGUAUGUGAAUGAAGGGUUUUCUUUAUCGUUGGUCUCACGAUAGUCGGAUCAAAACCCGCCAACCAUGAGUGAGGUUCGUGAUACACCAAUCACUAGCAACCGUGGUGGUACUAAUAGUCCCACUCACUAUUCGCCUGAUGAAGACCUGCAGUACGCGGUCGAAACGUCUUGAUCAAUACCUAAGUGACUAUCGUGCUUCAAAAGAUAAGCAAAGCGUGCUAAACAAUUGUUCUGUGAGAACAUUAUUUAAUUUUUUGGAUUGGAGGAGGCGUACUGAUUAGUGGGGGUGCUAAUUUAAAGGGGCUUUAAUUCGGGCAUUUAAGGUAUUAAAUGAGCUAAAUUAAACCGAUAACAAAUUUAAACUACAAUCCCUUUCAUUUAUUUUUCGUUGAAUUAUUUACUUAUUUAUCCACUUAUUCAUAUUUCCCUCUAUUUCAGAUACGAUCCCUACAGUAAAAUAUUUUCCCGUGAAUAUUAUGACAUCGAUGCCAUGUUCAAUGCAAGGAGAGACGCGAUAAAUGCUGCGUCCAAAGCCAGGAAAUUUGGCCUCAUUCUCAGCACCUUAGGAAGGCAAGGGAGUCCUAAGGUCUUGGAGGUAACUAGAGAAAUUGUAAAAGUUUAGUACAAUCUCUGAAGAACAAGUCAAAUACCGUAAAGUCCUUUUUUCGAUCACCACGUCUCAGAAUGAAAUGAUAGUAGCGUUUACUACGAUCAUUUUUCUGUUACGAUCCCCGGGGUACUCCUCUAUAAUUUUUUUUUUAUAUGUAGGUAUGUGCCACUGUCGACCAGGGUGUUUAUUAAACAUCGGGGAUCGGAGAAUUCUCCGUUUACUAGGCUUAAUUCUUCGGCUAACGUUUGGUAUAGUAUAUGACUUAUUUUUAUUCAGAUGUCGAGCCUUUUUCAAAAUAUUCUACUGUAAUGUUACACCUUUCUCCUGCUACUAGAAUUCUUAACAAAACCCCUGCUCGAAGGUAUGGGUUUUGAAGUCGUUUUUUUAGUCGUUUUGGUCCAAAAAUGAUGGGUAUAUGUUUUGCCCAUUAUGGUCUGAAAUCAUGAAUCGUUUUCAAGGAAACCACGAGAGCCUUUAAACGUGUUUGUCUUUUAAGCUCCAAAAGAAUAAGAGAGAUCAGUGUCAAAUACUUUUAAGUGACAAAAAUAUUUCAUUUGAAUAAGAGAAACCAGUUGUUAAACGGUAGUAACUUUAACCUCCGUACUAAUCGUCCUCGGCUAGUUCGAAUGUGUCGUCGCCUUGUCGUUGCCCGUCAAGCAUGGCGGGAGUAUCGCCCUAAGUUCCAAGCCUCCUGUGCUCACUCGGACAGCGCGAAUUGGCCUUCUGAAUUUUUGUCGUGGUUAAUAACUAAAGAAGAUAAAUGUUAUUUGCUUUUACUUACUUAAAUUUACAGAAUUUGGAGCAAAUGUUUAAGAAGGCUGGACUUGAAUAUGUGGUGGUUUUGAUGUCUGAAAUUUUCCCAGACAAACUGCGAUUGUUUGAAGAUGUUGAUGCGUAAGUUGAAAUCCUUGUUCUUUUGGCCUCUAACUGAACAUCUUCUUGAAGAUUACAAGAAAAAUGGUCUAAUUUAUGUGAUUCUUGCCGUUAUAUUUUUAGAUUCCGUUUACAUGGAAGGGUAACUGUCAUGUAAGGACGUGUGAAAAGUUAGCUCUCCUUUUCGUAAAGAGGGUUAGCCAGAGGGCCAUCUUGCCCCUAAAAUAUUUUAAGACGGAAUCCACCAGGAAAUUAAGUAAUGUUAAUUUUCAGUGGACAAAGACCUUGUACCAGAAUAAUUUAAACAAUAUUGCAUAAUUUUUUACAUUUUUCAACGGCUAUAACACCAAAGAAAAUUUCUUAUGAGAACUCGAGAAAAUAAAUGUCAAAUUUCACAAAAUGACAUCUUACACAUGAAAUCUUCAGAAUUUUACCUGUGUUUUCACAAUUCUUGUGAAAUUUGGCCUUCAAUUUCCUGGUGGAUCCCGUCUUAAUUUAAAUUUGACCAAUCCGUGAUCAAUCUACACAAGCCUGCAAGCUAAGCUUCCAAUCCUACCUCACCACUUAGUAGCCUUCUAAAAGGGAGAACACCCUAGCAAACAGAUAAGAUAACCCCUUCCCCUCCAGGGUAGCUUACCUUCCAUGUAAGCUAGACUUUGAAACAGUAGGAGAGGGUCACAGCCUUCAACAUCAACGGGGUCUUGAAAUUAAAAUUGGCUUCUUUACCAGUGAUUUGUUUUAUUUAUUCACUUUCAUUUAUUCUCAGCCCUCCGUUUGCUGGAAUGUUUAUUGAAUGGAAGCACUAAAUAUGUAUGUGUCAGAGCAGAGGGCGAGGGGAUGGGGCAAGAGCUCGCCCAUACUCUUCCCCUCUCCCGUAGCGCUUGUUUUGCUCUACUUUUCUCAAGUUUCCACAGAGGAAAUAGAGAGCCUAUGGACAGUCUAGAAACGGAAUAAGCGUUAAAAUCUUUCAGGAGACGUGACAUGUAAUAAAAUGUACUAAAUAAUAGCACACGAAGGAUACGCUUUAUUGCAUGCAAGUUCGGUGGUUGUGUUUUAUUCUCACAAACAUGUGUCAUUUUUCAGGUGGGUCCAAGUUGCCUGUCCAAGAUUAUCGAUUGAUUGGGGAUAUGCGUUUCCUAAACCUCUUCUUUCUCCUUACGAGGUACGUAUCCUGCUCUUUUAUCCCCCCAAAAAUUAAGUUAUGAAGGACUUCCUGCUGUCAAAUACUUGCCAUAUAUGGUAUUGUUAAGGGAGAUCACCCGCCCCGUUCCUGUUCCCUCGCUCUUACUCCUACUUGUCUACUUGUCCCUUCUCGGCAGGGAUGAACAGGAGAGACCCUAGGAACGAGGAUGGAUGGUCACGUGGUAAUUAUGAUUUCAACGUAUGUUCGAGUUAGCUUGCGUAGCAAGCAAUUCCGUUUGGUUUCGGAGCAAAGAAAGAGCGAGGAACGGGAUUUUCGGUUUUGGUCGAGCGAGAAAUGAAACGAGAGCCAAAAAAUGAAAGAGGGGGGAGGUUUCCUUCCUCUCCUCCCCACCCUCUCCCCGCUUACUCGCGCCGCAUUAAAGCACACAACCCAGCAGCAACCCAGCAGCCAGCCUGUAAUAAAGCCACCUCUCAGUGCUGCCUUUCGCUGAAACGUUUCGUGGUCGUAUCAGCGGGUUUUGCCACAUUUUUCACUUCAAAUUACGUAUCAAAAUGUUUCAACGGUUUCGAUCGCCGCCGAAAAAUUCGUUUGUAUGUAGACAAAAGGAAAACUGGACAAGAACACUGAGAAGAUUCGCUCUGACGAAGAGCCAACGCCCGAAACGUGAGCUUUUCAAUCUGUUUAUGGUGGUAAAUUGUAUGAAUCAGUCCAUGGAGUUGAUAAAACUUCUUAGUUGCCACUUUACAAACGAGAAGAGGACUGGAGCCGAAAUGUAUCCCGCAAUUGUUUCUGGCAUCGUUACCGGUGAGGCACCGGUCAGUUUUCCCUAUUAACAGUCCCAAAAGUCUUUGCGCAAGUUAACUCGGCCCAGUCUCCUUCUAAAGUGGCGAAUUUUCACUUUGAUUUCACAGGCGUCAGUUGUAUUGCAACAGAUUGAAUGGCAAAAUGAUUACCCAAUGGACUUUUACGCGAAUGCAAGUCUUGGAUCGUGGACUGUGAAUAACGAAGUCAACAGACAAGCUACUGUUAGUAGGAGAAGGAAACAUUUACAAACUGAAAAACUGACUUCUGAAGAAAAAGGAGCAAACGUUGAGAGCAAGGACGACUGCGGUGGAGAACACGGCGAUUGUUGUGGUAAAUGUCAUCAAGAAAAUUCACAGAAGUUAAACAAAACGGAGAAAAUACAUCAGUAG
Messenger RNA from Porites evermanni, 5302 nucleotides. The record is from the annotation of a GenBank genome assembly. NCBI's taxonomy places the organism in Eukaryota, Metazoa, Cnidaria, Anthozoa, Scleractinia, Poritidae.